Molecule: messenger RNA, 1957 nt
Organism: Carassius gibelio (silver crucian carp)
Lineage: Eukaryota; Metazoa; Chordata; Actinopteri; Cypriniformes; Cyprinidae
Product: SLAM family member 5
Exons: 6
Coding region: 648-1472 (274 amino acids)
Source: RefSeq, a predicted model, not a curated record
GCUUUCUUUUAGGGUGGCAUUUGUCACCCUAUGCCACCCCGGUAGAUCCGCCAAGUUUCCAUGCACAUCUCGGAGCUCGAUCACGAAGCCAACAAUGAAGCAGUAUCCUAUGAAGCAAUCCGAGCAGCGUGACGGACUUGCUCAGCAGGGAAGCCCUCACUGUAGUGAUCGUGACCAUUAGAUGGAGCCAAGAAGCGACCACAUCCAGAAACACACGAGUGGAAUGACAUCUUUAAAAAGACACCCCAUCACUCGUGGAGCUCUUUUAGAACUGCUUUUUUAGUGGCUAUUUUAUGAAAACAGAAGAUGAAAACAGAAAUGGGAAGCUGCAGCAAGCCGGGUUUCACGUCACCUCACUUGUUCACGCACACUUUUUUUUAAAAGGGGUUAAAUGAUUACAUAAAAACAUGACAAAGUAUAAACACAAAAAUUUUACAUAGGGAAUUAUUUUAUAGUGGAAAACAAACCUGUUAAUUGUGUUUCAAGCACAUCUGUCUGCCUGUUCGUUGCCCAACACAUGCAUUUUUCUAUGAGUUUGGAAAAAGUUAUAAAGGUCACUUCCUCACAAGUCCAUCUGCUCAGUUGAGUUUCAGAUAUCAUCGAGAGAACAACAACUCAAUGCAAUAUCAACAUACACAUUCAUCACUAUGUGUGCUUUCAUCUUAUAUUUCAUCUGCGUGGGAGUUUCAGUGGAUGGAGAAGUUACUGACAUCGCAACAGUUGAAGUGAUGGAGGGAGGUGUUCUCAAUCUAGAUCCUGGACUUGAAGAUCUAAAGGAAGACGUUCAGAUAAUGUGGACGUUUGAAAGUGGCGGAGAAAAUACUCGUGUCGCACAGAUGCAUCAAGGGAGAAUUUACACUCAUUAUGACAUGAGAUUCACAGGCAGAGUGCUAUUAGACCAAAAAACUGGUAUUUUAACCAUCAUGGACAUCAGGACUAAUGAAUCUGGGCUGUAUGAAGCCUUGAGCAUCAUCAGUACACACAUCACAGGACGGAGAUAUAACGUUCAUGUUUAUGCACCUGUCUCUGAACCAGCCAUCUGGAGCAGCUCGUCAGCUAGUGUGCACCAAUCUACAGGUACGUCACAGGAAACAAAAGAGACCUGUUCUGUGUUCUGCUCAGUGAAAAAUGAUCGAGACGUCUUCAUCUCGUGGUAUAAAGGAGGAGAAAUCCUGAACCAGUCCAGCAAUCCUGAUCUCAGCAUCAACCUCAGUUUAUCAUUAGAGCUUCAUUAUAAUGAUCCAGAGACCUACAGCUGUACAGCUGUCAAUCCAGUCAACAAUAAGAGCAUCCGUCUUCACAUUAAAGAGAUCUGCCCACUACAGGAAGUUUGUGUGGAUCACUGUGGCGUCUCUGAGGCUCUGGUUCGUCUGGUUCUGUCUGGUCUGCUGGGAAUCAUUACUGUUGUGUUCCUCAUCGAGCAUUUGAUCUUCUGCUCAGCUCAGAAAACAACUGCUGCUUCUGUAUGCUGAUGAUACCUUAAAAAUAGAUUUAGUUUCUGUUGUAUUUUAUAACUGGAAACCAGUUUCUAUUUAACAAAGACAACAAAUAAGCUCUGAAAUGUGUACAGUAGUAUCAUACAGUCAAACAAAACAUUUUCACACCUUCAACAUUUCUCACAUUAUCACGGUUUAUUGAUAAAAUAAGACAAAAACUUGACAACAAAGUCAGAACAAAUUCAUCUUAUUAACAAGUAAACUCACAGUUUAUUUUUUAUCACAAUUUUCUGAUAAAAUUGAGAGAAAAGUAUGUAACAAAACACGCUCAGGUAAAAGUGUAAAACACUGUAGAAUAUUUGGGUAUAAUGUUUCAUAGUUUACUUUAUUUUUCUAUCCCUCACUUACAGUACAUAAAUUAACUAUAGUGUCCUGCACCCACUGUUAAAAUGUUUAAUAAAAAUAUAUACACAAAUAUAAAACUUUUUUGACUUUGUUUAGAAAACGCACUUUGGAAAAAU